Messenger RNA from Megachile rotundata (alfalfa leafcutting bee), 3000 nucleotides. It is a transcript of the gene IntS4, whose product is annotated as integrator complex subunit 4. The record is from RefSeq and is a predicted model, not a curated record. Gene Ontology annotation, cellular component: integrator complex. Gene Ontology annotation, biological process: snRNA processing. Lineage: Eukaryota; Metazoa; Arthropoda; Insecta; Hymenoptera; Megachilidae.
AAUUCUCAAUAAUUUACAUUUCACAUACAAUAUUUGACACAAAAAAUAUAAGCACUGUACUGCUAUAUAUCAACUUAUAAAUUUUAUGAAAACAGAAAUGUUGAUUUUUGUAUUUAGUAUGUGGAAGUAACAGGAAUAUAUAGCAUUAAUUUUGGUACAUUUUAAAGAAUAUAACCUAAACUUUAUAUCUUGAAUACAUAUCGAUGUAAGGUAUUUUAUUAGUAUGGCAGCUUUAAUGAAGAAAAGAGUUUUAGCAGAGUUUAACCAAAGUCAGGUUAUAACUGAACCACCAUUAAAAAGACUAAAAACAUUACGUCUUGCCGCUACUGCUGGUAGCAGUAAAAAUGGAACAGAGGGGAGUUCAGCAUUAGCUUAUAUAGAAUGUCUUGAGAAAAGUAAAUGUGGCAAUGAUGCUUUGCAGCUUCUUGUUCGUAUAUCUGAUACUAUCGCAUACAUUUCUCCAGAAGAUGUUCCUUCAGUAGUAAAAAAGUUGUCAGAAAGAUUUACUAUAGAAACUGAAGCUGCAGUCCGUGCAAAAAUACUUUGGAUUUUUGCAGAACUAGGAGAAGUUACAAAUGAUUCAACAGAAAAGACAAGAAUCGUUACUGAAACUUCUGAACUUUUAAGAAAUGAAGAAUCACAUAGAGUAAAAAGUCAAGGUUUAGCAACAUUGUUAAAAUUAGGGGACUAUCAUAGGACACUUGUAUUAAAAAUUGCUCGUGAGCAUUUGUUGGAUACUUGGCAUGGUGUACAAACACGUUGCCUUUCUAUCAUUGGCAGAUACUUAACUGCAAAUGCCACAGAUGAUACUUUAAUUUUUGUUGGCAAUUAUGCACGUUCUCAAGAUCCUAGAGUACGUGCCCAAGCAUUUGAAACAAUGGCUGAGCUGCAUUCACAUAGGGGUUGUCGACUACCGGCAAGCUUCUUCGGAGAAGCUUGUGCUGCGCUUCGCGACGAUUACGAAAUAGUUCGUCGAACUGUUCUUAAAUUAAUAUGGCUCUUAGGGAGAGAAUAUCCUGAAAACAUUAUUGUAGGAGCAGAUGGAGAAGAUAUACGUAUGGUCGAUUGUGCAUUUUCUCAAAUAUGCGGUCUUAUGGGUGAUUUGUCAGCAAGAGUUAGAGCUUCUGCAAUGUCCUUACUUGGAACAAUGAAAGGUGUAUCACAGCGAUACAUAGAGCAAGCAUUAGAUAAAAAACAGAAGGUUGUAGAAACAGAUAGACCAGAAGUAGAAGAAAAGAGUGGGUCUUGUGGUGCAUUUAUUCAUGGUUUAGAAGAUGAAUUUUUAGAGGUAAGAACAGCAGCAGUUGAGGCUCUCUGUACAUUAUCUCUGGAGCAGCCAAAUAUAGCCAGAAUUUCCUUAGAUUUUAUGGUUGACAUGUUCAACGAUGAAAUUCAAGAUGUAAGAUUGCGUGCUAUCGAGUCAUUAAGAAAAAUGUCGGCAAGCGUUACGCUUCGUGAAGAUCAAUUAGAAACAAUUCUGGGAGCACUAGAAGAUUUUUCGGGCGAAGUGCGAGAAGGUUUGCACGCUACUUUAGCUGCUAGCCGUCUUGCUACAAGAAAUUGUCUUCACAUGUGUGUAAAUCGUCUUCUUGACAAUUUGAGUCGCUAUCCACAAGACAAAGAAAGUAUCAGAAACUGUUUAGCAGCAUUAGGAGCUUCGCAUCCAUAUCUAACGUUACCAUUAGUGCCACAACUUCUUGGACGGCACCCCUUUUUCGAUACACCGGAACCAGAUGUCGAUGAACCGUCCUAUGCAAGCGUUCUAGUACUAAUAUUUAAUGCCGCAUUGCAUUGUCCGAGUAUGCAUGCAUUGUUUACAGAGCAUGCAUCGAAACAUUAUCAUUAUUUACGCGAUACUAUGCCGCAUCUGGUUCCUCGUUUACGACCAACUGUAACCAGUGGACCUGGCUUCGGAAAUGAAGAUAAAAUUGACGAUGAAGCAGAACGUGGAAAAGAAUUUUUAGAAAAAGUGGUCACAGGCGUGGAAAAUGCAAGACCUGGUGGGCGAGUUCAUACGCAACUUUUAGAAGCUGCAGCCAUUGAUCUUGAUCGUUUAGCAGAAAUGGAUCAUCGGAUGGAGGGAGCUGCACGUUUCACUGUUCUUUAUAUACGAUGCUUAUUACUUCUGAAAUCCGUAUUGAAAGAGUUCUCGAUAUCGUCAGCGAAUUCAGUAUCGACGAGUCCUUUACCGAAUACAACCACUAACGUUUCAGUCUUGCUUCAAAACACUCAAAAAUUGCAACGACUAUUCAGUGGAUUGAAUGAAAAUGAAAUCAUAUUAGCCAAUGACGUGUGGUUAAAAGCACUAGCGAUAGAAUUGAUUCGAGUAACAAGAAGCGUAACAGGAAGAAGUGCGCUUCCGCUCGCGCGUCAUUUUUUGUCCGAAGCUGAUACCCUACCUCAAGACACGUCCAAGUUGCCAUCCUUUUCUAGAUCUCUUGUACUUCAGAUUCCUACCUUAGCCGACGUUAAACCAGGAUCCUUAACUCGGUUGUUGUUACCGUUGCUUUUGACACCGGUAUCGCAAGGCGAAGAAAGACUUCCUAGACCAUCGGUGUCUACUAGAUUUUGUAGAGCGAUUAUUGAAGAACCUAGAGGCGACGCAGAUGCCGCAUUGAAAUUUACGGGCGGACUUCUAUUAGGAAUCCCGUUAACGGCAAAAAUAUUAAAUUUACGAGAUCCGAGUAUAUUACGUAUAAAAUUGAGACAUCCCGAUCAACAAAUACAACUAUUAUUACCGCGUCAAUCGGAUUUACGAUUGCAAAAUACAGAGCAGAAUGAUUAUAGAUUAAAAACCACGGUACUGCUUUCCCAUCAAGUUUGGAUGGAAGCUUGCAACGUCGAAAUAUCUCUAGCACUUUUUGUACCGUCUUCAGCUAUGUGUACACACUCGCCCCUUGACGAUCCGUGUGUCAUUGAUCUUUGCAAACCAACUAAAGUAUCAAUUGCACCAAAACCUAUAAAAAGGGGUAUCUAACUAUAUUUUUAUAUAACGCUAUA